Molecule: messenger RNA, 1518 nt
Organism: Naumovozyma dairenensis CBS 421
Lineage: Eukaryota; Fungi; Ascomycota; Saccharomycetes; Saccharomycetales; Saccharomycetaceae
Gene: CRR1
Product: putative glycosylase
Exons: 1
Coding region: 1-1518 (505 amino acids)
Biological process (GO): fungal-type cell wall organization; carbohydrate metabolic process
Cellular component (GO): fungal-type cell wall
Molecular function (GO): glycosyltransferase activity; hydrolase activity, hydrolyzing O-glycosyl compounds
Source: RefSeq, a predicted model, not a curated record
AUGGUCCUUAUAAAUUUAAACCUGAUAAUUUUGUCCUUUCUAUUUCAAACAAUCAAAUUAACAAAAGCAGAACUAUAUAAGCCAAACAUACCAAUAAGAUGUUCAAUUAACAAGCAUUGUCCACCUGAGUGGCCAUGCUGUUCACCGUAUGGAGAAUGUGGUGCGGGUCCUAUGUGUGUUGGUGGUUGUAAUCCUAAAUUUUCAUUCAAUGAUGACAGUUGUAUUCCAUCUCAUAUUUUAUUCUCACCUCUGACACUUCAAUUUGAUCGUAAUAGUUUUCCAAAAAAUACUAUUGAUAUUGAAAAAAAGAAAACACCAUUACUAAUUCGAAGAUAUAGUAAUAACGAGAGAUAUCAUAAUUUAGACAUGGCGCCUAUUGUAGAUACUACAAAUUUGAAUGAUCGUAUGGAAUUGCAUAAGAGAGGUUUGUUCCAUCAUACUAACUAUUUAGUAACAAAUUCAGAAGUAGAAGCUAAAGAGCAUUCAAAAAUGUAUAAUUUCAUUUAUAGUGGUUCUACUAGUAUUGAUCCUAAUCUUGGUGAUAUUGUAUUAGGUAUGCCCAAGAGAACAACAGGUAGUCAAAUAGCCUCUACGAAACAAUUUUUGUAUGGUAAAGCAAAAGUAAGAAUGAGAACUGGAAGAUCAAGAGGUGUAGUGACAGGAUUGGUUUUAAUUUCACAAGUCGGUGAUGAAAUUGAUUUUGAAUUCUUGGGUAGUGAACUAAAUUCAGUACAAUCAAAUUAUUACUACCAAGGUGAAUUGAUUCAUACUAGAAUGCAAAGAUUUUUUAUCAAUACUGAUAUAUGGGCAAACUAUCACGAUUACGAAAUUGAUUGGAAUCAAGAAAGAAUUCAAUGGAUUGUGGAUGGUCAUGUGGUAAGAACUUUGUUUAAAAGAGAUACUUGGGAUGGAAAUUUGAGAAUAUUUAAAUAUCCUCAAACACCAAUGAGAUUAGAAAUCGCUAUUUGGCCUGGUGGUGCAGAAACAAACGCACCCGGGACAAUUUCUUGGGCUGGCGGAUUGAUCGAUUGGGAAAACUCACCUGAUAUUUUAGAGAAGGGACAAUUUUCUGCACAAAUCCAAUAUAUUAGUAUAACCCCAUAUGAAAAUCAAUUUAGAAUUGAAGUUAACGACUGUAUUCAAAGGAUAUAUGGACCUAAUCGUCUUAACAGGGAAACACUUUCUCAUAUUACAUUUUCGUAUAAUAAAUUCAAAGAUCCAAGUUAUACAUCAAAUGCAUUAGAAUUAUAUUGUCAUUUGACACCUAGAGUAAAUGGUUGGACUUCAUCAGGGAAUAACUUUGAUAAGAAAUGCAAGAAAUACAGGCAAAUCCAAGCAAAUAUUGAAAGACCGGGGAAUGCGAUGAGUUCAUCGAAUGAAUUAAAUCAUGAUGACAGAUCAAAUCUCGACAAUAAUGCUGGACAAGAUAUGGUGUCCAAUAAGGCGCCAACUUUGCUUAACCUACAAAUUGGUUGGCAUAUUUUUGUAUAUUUUUUUAUAGCUUUCCUUUUAGCCUAA